Nothoprocta perdicaria is the source of this 2911-nucleotide messenger RNA. RefSeq names its product autophagy related 4B cysteine peptidase (gene ATG4B). Lineage: Eukaryota; Metazoa; Chordata; Aves; Tinamiformes; Tinamidae. Gene Ontology annotation, molecular function: protein-phosphatidylethanolamide deconjugating activity. The coding region runs from base 49 to 1230 and encodes 393 amino acids. The record is from RefSeq and is a predicted model, not a curated record. The transcript has 13 exons.
GGAGGCGGCGGCGGGCGCGGGCCGCGGCGGCGCCCCUCGGUUGCCGCCAUGGACGCAGCUACUCUUACCUAUGACACCCUCAGGUUCGAGUAUGAAGACUUCCCAGAGACCAAAGAACCCGUCUGGAUACUAGGCCGAAAAUACAGUGUUUUUACAGAAAAAGAAGAGAUCCUUUCGGAUGUCACCUCUCGGCUCUGGUUCACCUACAGAAAGAACUUCCCUGCCAUCGGAGGAACCGGUCCCACUUCAGAUACUGGCUGGGGCUGCAUGCUGCGGUGCGGCCAGAUGAUCUUCGCUCAGGCCCUGGUUUGCAGGCAUUUGGGUAGAGACUGGAGGUGGAUAAAAGGGAAGAGGCAAGCGGACAAUUACUUCAAUGUACUUAAUGCCUUCAUCGACAAAAAAGACAGCUACUACUCCAUUCACCAGAUAGCCCAGAUGGGAGUUGGAGAGGGGAAAUCCAUAGGCCAGUGGUAUGGACCAAACACAGUAGCACAAGUGCUCAAAAAACUCGCUACUUUUGAUACAUGGAGCAACCUGGCAGUGCAUAUAGCMAUGGACAACACUGUAGUGAUGGAAGAAAUCAGGCGGCUGUGCCAGCCCAGCUCACUGGGUGCUGGAGCUGCAGCGUUCCCUGGUGCGGAGCCAGAGCUGCUCUAUAACGGGCACCCCGAGGAAGCAGCGGGUAGAGAUGGGCUCUCGCUGUGGAAGCCACUGGUGCUGCUGAUACCUCUCCGGCUUGGGCUCACAGAAAUCAAUGAAGCCUAUAUCAAAACACUAAAGCACUGCUUCAUGAUGCCCCAGUCCCUGGGAGUGAUCGGAGGGAAGCCGAACAGCGCUCACUACUUCAUUGGCUACGUAGGGGAGGAGCUCAUUUAUCUGGAUCCUCACACGACCCAGCCUGCAGUGGAGCCCGACGAGAGAGGCUGCCUGCCCGACGAGAGCUUCCACUGCCAGCACCCUCCGUGCAGGAUGAGCAUUGCUGAGCUUGACCCGUCCAUCGCGGUGGGCUUUUUCUGCAACACAGAAGAGGACUUUAAUGACUGGUGCCAGCAAAUUGGAAAGCUGUCCCUGGUUAGAGGAGCAUUGCCGAUGUUCGAGCUGGUGGAGCGCCAGCCAUCACACUUCUCCAACCCUGAUGUCCUGAAUCUCACACCAGAUUCUUCUGAUGCUGACAGAUUGGAAAGGUUCUUUGACUCGGAAGAUGAAGACUUUGAAAUCUUAUCCCUUUGAGAGCAAACAGGACCCUGACUCUGCAAAUCUGUGUGACAGGCGUGGGGAGAUGGGGUGGGGGGGAAGCUCCAUGGAGAGCUCGGGGCUACCAGUUUCCACAGGCGCCUGCUGCCAUUCCUGCCCUCUUGCCCAUCCUGGCAUGCUGCGCAGCCUCUGGAUGGAGCAUGUGCUGUCCAUGUCAGGAUGAAGAACCUGACAGGUGUUAGAGCCUUACUGGCUUGGAGUCAGGGUUUCUCAGUGCUUGCUGGAAGUGGAUGCAGUGGUGCCUAGGAGUUCAAAGCCUAUGUGUUACAAAAGCAGGUCAGCUGGGCUUCUGGAGGGGCAGCAGAAACCCUUAGAAAGCUAAAUCCUUCCCUGGGGACUCCCCUGUGAAGCUUAAAUAGAGCUACCCCUCAUUUAGCAGGUGAAGUGUACAGUUACUUCCUGUAGCGGCUUCUCUCCUUAACAGCCAGCUUGGAUUGCACCUAAUGAUGCAAAUUAACAGUAGACCCACACCACAGGCAGCCACCUCUGAAGCCCUUGGAGCAGGGAUGACCAUGUUUCCUACAGUAAAUUCCUGGUUGUGCUUUGCAAAGGUGUGAUACUCCUUUCCCAYUCCUAUCCUAUCAAAACCCUGGGCUAAUUCAUGAGUUAAGUGGCAAUUCACUUCGUGGAAGGCUAUCUAGGAAAGUGUAGAACAGAUUUAUCCAAUUGGAUGAGGAACAUCAUAAACUCUGUUUAAAUAACAGCAGGAAAACAAAGUGGAGAAAGCAGAAAGCGUGUGCUCUUGCUGAGAGUCCAUGAAAUCUUACGGUUCUGUGACAUAUUGAUGUCUACAGAAAGUAUCUUCAUGGAAGUUGCUUUAAGCAGAGAACUAUAUUCCGUAGCCAGGGAAAAUAAAAAUAGUCAGCAGAAGAGAGAGGACAGAACAGGACAGCUAAGAAUCUAACAGUCAUGGGACUGCUUUGCCUGUGCCCCAGUGUGCUGUCACAAAGGCUAGUGAAUUAAUCCUGCUGGUAGCAAAAAUAGGGAUUAUAAAUUUCUCAAACUAUCCUCUGUGGUAGGCUCAACACUUCCUCUCCUUCUUCCUUUCAAGAGAAAAGGGCCUGAAGGUUGAAUAGGUCYCCAAGCUGUGUUCAUAUACUUUAAUUUGCUCUUCUGGAGACUUAGCCUCCCCACAGUGUGUGUCCAAAUGUACUUCAGGAACUAACCUGGAGAAAUUCCUUCCAAGAGAACAGCCCUAUGAGGUCAGCAAAGGCAGAAGGCCAUGAAAAGGUCCAACGUGCUUAUACUGGAAAUUUGAGCUACCUUUAAGAUGUCUUGUAGUCUGCUUGGAUCCUCAUCUGCACAAWCAGAAUUCAGAUAAAGAUUAAUUGUGGAGACAGGUCAUCUUAAUGUGAACUGAACAGAGUGGCUGGAGUAGUUUCCUUAGGCUGCAACGUGCACUGUGUUCUGUUUACAAAGCUUUGCUUUGUACAUCUAGGAUCAGAACCUGACAGUUGAUGCUUUUGUGCCCAAAGGUGGUGGCAGUGGGCUAGAAAUGACUUCUUUCUCUGUGACUGACCUGCUGAUGCUCUUAACUGUCCCCAUGCCAUCCAACUAGCAAAGGUUUGAACUUGAAACUGCAAUGCUUCUGUCACUAAAUUAUUACUUGCUGCUUGGACUGCUUCUCUCCUCUCUAGGAGCGAGGGGAGGAGGCAGC